This is a messenger RNA of Odocoileus virginianus texanus, 1579 nucleotides long. The record is from RefSeq and is a predicted model, not a curated record. NCBI's taxonomy places the organism in Eukaryota, Metazoa, Chordata, Mammalia, Artiodactyla, Cervidae.
ACGCGAACUGGCAAACCAGAUGCAGCCUCCAAGCUGGAGGAAACAGGAGGGUCCCGGCGGCUGGAGGUAAAAUCCCAAGAUUCCGGUGGUGGCAUUGUGCCCGCUACAGCUGGGCAGCCCAGGAAGAGGAGACCAGCCAAGUCCCAAAGAUCGAUGCUGCCUCCUUGAUUGCGGCCUCCGUGAUGGCUGCUCCUUGCGCUUUAGCCCUCUCCAAGCUGGUCUACCCAGAGGUAGAGGAGUCCAAGUUCAGAAGUAAGGAAGGCGUGAAACUGACCUACGGAGAUGCUCAAAACCUCUUAGAAGCAGCUAGCAGUGGCGCUGCCUUGUCCGUGAAGGUCGUGACUAACAUCGCAGCCAACCUGAUUGCCUUUCUGGCUGUGCUGGACUUCAUCAACGCUGCCCUUUCCUGGCUGGGAAACAUGGUGGACAUCCAGGGGCUCAGCUUCCAGCUCAUCUGCUCCUACAUCCUGCGGCCAGUGGCCUUCCUGAUGGGCGUGGCCUGGGAGGAUUGCUCGGUGGUGGCGGAGCUGCUGGGGAUGAAGCUCUUUCUGAACGAGUUCGUGGCCUAUCAGGGGCUCUCCGAGUACAAGCAGCGCCGCCUGGCGGGCACUGAGGAGUGGGUCGGCUCUAAAAAGCAGUGGAUCUCCGUCAGAGCAGAAAUCCUCACAACGUAUGCUCUCUGUGGAUUCGCCAACUUCAGCUCCAUUGGGAUCAUGCUGGGAGGCCUGACCUCCAUGGCUCCCCAGCGGAAGAGCGACUUCUCCCAGAUCGUGCUCCGCGCGCUCUGCACGGGGGCCUGUGUGUCUCUGGUGAAUGCCUGUGUGGCCGGGAUCCUCUACAUGCCCAGGGGCCCUGCGGUGGACUGUGUGUCCCUCCUGAACACGACCCUCAACAGCAGCAGCUUUGAGGUGUACCAGUGCUGCCACCAGGCCUUCCAGAGCACCAGCCCGGAGUUCAGCCUAGAGGCCCUGGACAACUGCUGUCGGUUCUAUAAUCACACGAUCUGUGCGUAGCGGGGACAGCACAUCUCUGUCUUCUGGGUGUUAUUCUCUCCCAGGAAGCAGCUGCCGCCACCCUUCUCUCUCCAGGCCCCCCUCUCCUGGGGGAAGCCACAGGGCUUAGACCACCUCAGGCACAAAUCGGGAAGGGUGACCAGGGACUGGGUGGAAUGAUGGGUGCCCCCCCACCCUUCACCCCCUUUCUGCUCUCGUGUUUCCUCCCUCCUCAAAUGUGAAUGCUCAGAGUCGCCUCUGCCUCCUCUGUCUUCUCUGUCCCCCGUGCCCUGGGUCUCCCCUGUUUGCGCUCCCCUUCUGCUCUGGGGCCCUCAGCCCUGGCAUUUCAGCCGCCUCCUUCCCUUCUCCUCUCUGGGCACGCAAAUCUCGCUCUGGCUUAACCCCUGCCACAUGGCUUCUCCUGGAGAUGCUUUCCUCCACUUUCAUAGACUCCCCUACUGCCCUCCCACACAGCACUUUCCAGAUUGGUGGGCUGUGUAGCACUGUCCUCCAAGGUAUGCAGAGGUUUCCAUGAUCCACUCGGUUUGGGAAACACUGGGCUAAAUAAAGUUAGGGUUUUUUUUUUU